This is a messenger RNA of Penicillium hordei, 2178 nucleotides long. Its product is annotated as Zn(II)2Cys6 transcription factor. The record is from RefSeq and is a predicted model, not a curated record. Bases 1 to 2178 code for a protein of 725 amino acids. Gene Ontology annotation, molecular function: zinc ion binding; DNA-binding transcription factor activity, RNA polymerase II-specific; RNA polymerase II cis-regulatory region sequence-specific DNA binding. The transcript has 3 exons. Lineage: Eukaryota; Fungi; Ascomycota; Eurotiomycetes; Eurotiales; Aspergillaceae. Gene Ontology annotation, biological process: positive regulation of transcription from RNA polymerase II promoter by galactose; DNA-templated transcription. Gene Ontology annotation, cellular component: nucleus.
AUGUUUAUCGCGUUCAAGGCUCAGGACGGCGAGGAGGGGUUGCGGAACCCGAAGCAUAAAAGGCGGAGUGAACGACUCAGCCGACGAGGAUCCACACCGCGAGCCUGCACUUCGUGUCGUCGUCGCAAAAUUAAAUGUGAUGGCGAGAAGCCCUGUGAAGCUUGUCGAUGGUACAAGAAGCCAGAGCUGUGUGGCUACACAGGACCUCGAGCCGCGCAAAGCCAGCCGGAGAAAUUGACAAUACCCUCGCCCGACUACAAAAGCACACUUGAAAGGCUUUUCCCGGACAGUGCCCCCGAAAACAUCGCCCAUUACUCAAGGGACAAAUUGUUAGAUUUGAUGACCGUAGGCGGCGGGUCCCAAUAUUCUCAGCACCAAGACUCAUCGAUUGUUGCCGCGUCCCUCGACACUCACGACUCUGCACUGUCGGGGGAAAUUCCUGGUCUGGAGUCACUACAUACAAUACCCGGAGAACAACUCGAUGAAAAUCACUGCCCCAGUGCCUCGGAAUCAGUCGGACAUAUCUCAGACGACGUCAACGCCUUGUCCCUCUCGGCUCGGCACCCAACCUCCUAUCUAGGCGUUUCGUCUAUUCAGGCUGCAUUGAAGGUCAUUGCAUGGCUCCAUCCAGCAGUUAACUCAUAUUUUGCUCAGUCCUUAUCUAAAGACCAAGGACCACAGCCAACCAACUCGUUGCCCCCGUCGCAAGCUACACCUCAACCUGACCCCCCACCCACGGAACAUCGAAUGCUAGAUGCAUACUUCAUUAACUUCCAGCCAUUUGCACCACUCAUAGACGAGGAAUCCUUUCGCACAACUUACUUACUCGGCCGUCGGAAGGAUGAUCGAUGGCUUGCACUACUCAACAUAGUUCUCGCGUUGGGAAAUAUUACAGCCGCAGGCGCAGAUAACCAUACCCAUCAUGUAUAUUUUGAGCGUUCAAUGAAUCACCUAAAUCUACGUUCGCUCGGGAAUCCUAGCCUUGAAGUCGUCCAGGCUCUAGGACUCAUGGGUGGCUGGUACUGUCACUAUACCAGCCAGCCGAAUCUCGCGUACUCCCUUAUGGGCGCGUCACUGCGGAUGGCGGUUACUUUAGGCCUGCAGCGGGAACCUUCGGAUAUCCAUUCGAUACUCGAUCCCAAGAAGUCCGGAAUCCAGGAAUUCAAACGUCGCGUCUGGUGGUCACUUUGCUGUUUGGAGACUUGGGGCCACGAAACGCUCGGCCGGCCAAGCAUGGAUUACUUUGGCCCGAGCAUCACAGUCAAUUUGCCUAGUCGGCUUGACAAGGAAUCAUAUUUCGAGGUCCUCCCCCUGACAGAAAAUGUCCAAUUUGUGAAAAUUGCGUUAAAAAUUCAAGAAUCGUUGGCUGCACUACCAACCCUGUCGCAUACCGAGAUGUUCGAUCUGGACUCACAGCUUGUUCGGUGGUGGCAUGACCUGCCACCGGUCCUCAAGGAUUACGAACCAUGUCCCGAAUCACUAUAUGCAGUGCGCACUGUGAUGCGUUGGCGAUUCUACAAUCAUCGCAUGUUACUUUAUCGCCCAACUCUACUCAACUACGCAAUGCGACGAGUUCCCUUCAUGGCCAUCCGAGUUGAAGAACGCACUGCUAUCCAGAAAUGCCAGGAAAUCGCAGCGAUUUCCAUCCAAGACAUCUCCUCAACAACCCAACUGAAUCAAAUGAUCGGCUGGAACGCGGUUUGGAUGUUAUUCCAAGCUACUAUGGUUCCAUUGAUUUGUCUGGCCGCUGGCGUCGCAGACCACGAUUCCGCUGUUUCAUUCGAAACUUGUAAGACGCAGGUUGAAACAGCGAUGUUGACCCUGGGCCGCAUGAAACCUUACGGGCAUACCGCGGGACGCUCCCUUGAGGUCAUCUCGGGCAUUCUGGAGUGUAAUCUUCAUGCUCCCAGGGCAGCGCCGCUGGAUACAAGUGGAGACGGUCUCGACCCCCAAAAUUUCCCUCCUCCGAAUGCUUUCAACACCGGCCAACAAGUGGCUCGUGAUCGUGUUUCAGAUUGGACUGCGACAUCCUUUGAGACACUGUCAUCUCAGUACAUGUGGGAGUACUUGAGUUGGGACCACAGCAACCUCUGGCCUGAGAUUUUUGACCUCAAUGACCAGAAUGAAGAUGCGUCAAUGUCUUUCCUGAAUUCCCAUUCCCCUGCAGGGAAUACGUGA